AUGACUUUCAAGGAAAAGAAGAAGAAAUGUGACGAGGAACGGCCGCAAUGUUCCCGUUGCGCCGAGCGCGGCCUGGACUGCAAUUACGAGCCCGUGAAACCGCGACAGCGAAGAAAGCGAGACUCGGCCGCCUCAACCACGACCGCUAGCAAGCUUGCUCUCAACAGUUCUCACGAUCUUGUGGCCCCAGGCUCCGGCGAUAGUCCAGACAGUGACGACAGUGGCUACGAUUUCCACCAUCACAACCCCCACGGACACAGCCAGGUUUUCGGGGACGAAGUCUACGAGUCGGAUUUGUUGUCUCCGCUUCAGAGCCCCUUCGACACUGUGUCCCUGCUCAGCUACCCACUUGCGGAAUUGUCGACUCUGAGUCCAAUCGGCUCUGUUGCCUGCGACUUGCCGGCUGACUUCGACGAGGAUGAAACAGCCGAGGAGGUCACGAGCCACGCGGUCGUCCACCACGGCUCAAAGCUUCCCGAUCUAGCCAUGAUUGCACCGUGCCCUACAGGCUCGCCUCUUCUCGAAUUUUGUGUCCCCGCGUUUUCCGAGUUCUCUGAUCGCCCUAAUCGACGUGCGCUGGUGGAUCAUUUCUGCAAUGUGUUGAGCCACCUCAUUGUGUUCAGGGAGGAGUCGGGGAACCCAUUCCAACAGCUCGUUCUGCCUCUGUCACAGAAGAGCUCGCCAGUAAUGAAUGCCAUAUAUGCUCUAGCUAGUGCUCAUUUGGAAUAUCGAGGCGUUGAGAACGGAGAGAAGUCACUCUACUUUCAUAACCAGGCUAUUCAGGGGCUCGCGCGUCUCAUAGAGCGCGAGGGCAAGGUGAAUAGGAACGAGCUAUUGGCAGCGAUUAUGCUUAUUGUAUAUUACGAAGUGCUUGUGCAGAAAGGACGAUCGAACAUCGUCGAGGGGCACCUGAAAGGGGCGCUCGCCAUUAUGAGCUCAAGCCCGGAACCAACAGAUCCCACAGCCAUCUUCUUAGAACGCGCGUUUCGAUUCUAUGAUGUUAUUGCAGCAUUAUCUUUUGGAACAGCACCACUCUCAACCGCCCCUGCUGCGGGCUGCCUCUUGCCCUUCCCGCCAUUAGGAGCGCCAGCCGUGUCAGCUCUUAGCAACGUUGACACACUGCUUGGGAUGGCCACCACAUUAUGGCCUAUCAUCCAUCGCCUGUCCGGUCUCUCGUCACUGAAGAGCGAAUUGGAGAAUGCGGUCGGCACGGGCCAGAUGUCAUCCAAGAUUGCUGUUCUCCGCACAGAACUCGAAACGACGUCCGACGCGAUCGAAGUCGCUCUGCGACAGUGGCAGCCUUGCUUGCCCUCCGAAUUCUCGCCCGACGAUGCCGUCGAGUGUAUUGCCAAGGCCCAUGCCAAACAAGCUGAGGCUGCGAAGGAUUCGGAGUCCCCUGAGAAGGCCCGGCUUCACUCAAUCUUCAACAAUGCCAUGGCUUACCGCCACAGUGCCUUCGUGUACUUGUAUAGGACAAUAUACGGCUACUCCAGGUCAUCGCCCCUGGUCCAGUCACAUGCUCAUGCGGCACUGGUGCAUUGUGCCGCAACAUGCUCUUACGAAGGUCCCAUGAGUGCUCUACUCUGGCCAUUGUUUGUUGCCGCUUGUGAAGCGGCAACCGCGGAAGAUCGCGAAUUGGCACGAGAUGCUUUCGUACGCAUCGAGAAGCGCCAGGGCAUGAUGAAUAUUGAACGUGCCUGGGAUAUUGUCCGCGAGGUGUGGCGGCGAACAGACAUGUCGGAGAAAGACUCCCUCUUGGCUGAUGUGACUUGCCGCGAGAGGGACGGCAAGAGCGCUGAUCUGUGGAGAAGAGUCAGUGAAGACAUGGGCGUAAACAUUGUCUUCGGUUGA
Phaeoacremonium minimum UCRPA7 is the source of this 1851-nucleotide messenger RNA. Its product is annotated as putative fungal zn binuclear cluster domain containing protein. The transcript is spliced from 5 exons. NCBI's taxonomy places the organism in Eukaryota, Fungi, Ascomycota, Sordariomycetes, Togniniales, Togniniaceae. The coding region runs from base 1 to 1851 and encodes 616 amino acids. Gene Ontology annotation, molecular function: DNA-binding transcription factor activity, RNA polymerase II-specific; zinc ion binding; transcription cis-regulatory region binding. Gene Ontology annotation, cellular component: nucleus. The record is from RefSeq and is a predicted model, not a curated record. Gene Ontology annotation, biological process: positive regulation of transcription by RNA polymerase II.